Aspergillus steynii IBT 23096 is the source of this 1395-nucleotide messenger RNA. Its product is annotated as P-loop containing nucleoside triphosphate hydrolase protein. Gene Ontology annotation, molecular function: ATP hydrolysis activity; microtubule binding; microtubule motor activity. Lineage: Eukaryota; Fungi; Ascomycota; Eurotiomycetes; Eurotiales; Aspergillaceae. The record is from RefSeq and is a predicted model, not a curated record. Gene Ontology annotation, cellular component: kinesin complex; spindle; centrosome. Gene Ontology annotation, biological process: microtubule-based movement. The coding region runs from base 1 to 1395 and encodes 464 amino acids. The transcript is spliced from 4 exons.
AUGGACAAGUUCCUUCUCCAGAAUGCUGCGCGCCAUCAAGAUUUGGUUGCCAAGUUCAAGCCCCCGUAUUCGGCCCCGACCGUUGACAAUGCAGGAACCAACUCCAGCAUCGUGGUGGCGACCCGGAUCCGACCCAUGUUGGAAGAAGAGUUGUCAUCGGGACAAGUAGCUGCUGCUUUUCCCCGGGAAGGUCGUCGUGGAGUGGUGGAUUUGCAUCAGCUGCGACGGGUCGUCAGGGGUCCACCUCCUUUGACUUCAUUCUCGUUCCAAACUGGUAAGGUGUUUGGUGUCAACACUUCGACCGAAACCGUCUACGAAGACUUGGUCCAUCCUCUCCUGCCUUAUGCCUGGGAUGGUAACAUUGGCACCUUGUUCGCCUAUGGCCAAACGGGGUCAGGCAAGACAUACACCACCAGUGGGCUGGCGCGGUCGAUUGCCAAAUCACUUUUCGAUGGGACCUUGGCUGGGGAGCGAAACAUACAUCUUAGCGUGUUCGAGCUUGCGGGCAACUCAGCCUUUGAUCUCCUGAAAUCCCAAGCCCCCUUUCCGAUCUUGGAAGAUGCGUUCGGCAACACCCAGCUCGUCGGCGUCGAGGAGAAAACGAUCACAAGCAAAUCCGAGCUUGUUGACCUGAUCGAAUAUGCAAACUCGUUUCGACAAACCGCUUCAACCGAAAAGAAUGACGGCUCCUCGCGCUCCCACGCUAUCUGUCGUAUCAGGAUCGAAAACCCGGCCCCCGAAGCUGUGGAAGACGGAAUCUUGUAUCUCGUCGAUCUUGCCGGCUCCGAAGCUGCAAGAGAUAUCUUCCACCACGGAGCAGACCGCAUGAAAGAGACCCGCGAGAUCAACAUCAGUCUCUCGAUCCUCAAAGAAUGCAUUCGGGGCAUUUCCAGCAUCGACUCUGCGGUCGCAGUUGGGAAGAAACCCAAGAAACCCAAGAAACCCUACAUCCCGUUCCGACAGAGCAUGUUGACCAAAGUUCUCAAGCAUCUGUUUGAUCCUGCUAGCAGCCGGGAAUGCAAAACUGCCAUUCUAGCUUGCGUCAACCCCAGUUUUCUCGAUGCCGGAGCAACCAAGAACACCCUUCGCUAUGCCGAGAUGCUCCUACAGGCCCGACCCGUUCGAAAGCCCGCCGCCUAUGACCCUACUGUGCCAAGCACAUGGAGUAAUCAGCAGCUUCGGGAAUUUAUAGAACUGAAGUCUGGGGAUCCUCCCAUGUCACCUUCCGCCCUUGCGCCUCAUGAGACCGGAACUCAGCUGCUGCAACUCCCGACCGAAAAGUUCAUUGCUCGCUGUCGCCAAACCGCUGGAGUGACUGGAGUCCAGGCUAAAAAGUUCCAUGCCAAGUUGUGGAAAAUGCACGUCGACUCCAGGAAUUAUGCCAAAUCUGGGUAA